This is a messenger RNA of Lepisosteus oculatus (spotted gar), 3371 nucleotides long. It is a transcript of the gene cnn2, whose product is annotated as calponin 2. Gene Ontology annotation, biological process: actin filament organization; actomyosin structure organization. The record is from RefSeq and is a predicted model, not a curated record. Lineage: Eukaryota; Metazoa; Chordata; Actinopteri; Semionotiformes; Lepisosteidae. Gene Ontology annotation, molecular function: actin filament binding. Gene Ontology annotation, cellular component: actin cytoskeleton.
UACUUCACGUCUCGGAUAGGGUGGGAUACAGGAAACUCCUAUCCUUUAGGAAUUUGGGUCUUUCUUUCCUUAUAAGGAGUUUUUGAUAUCAAUCACGGCUGAAAAGGGGGGAAAGGAGGGGCUUGUUCCGAAGCGCAAAUGCGCACUCGCCUUUGCGCUGAGCCUCUCGUAAAAAAAACUUUGAAAGGGAAGUCCGCUCAGCUGCAGUUCGGCGCUGGCUGUCGCGUUUAGCAGAAGCAAGGCGAGUUGUUGAGCUCUCAGGCCAUUUAUCUCACCAUGUCCGCUAGCCAUUUCAACAAAGGACCUGCCUAUGGCUUCUCCGCGGAGGUUAAAAGCAAGAUUGCCCAGAAGUAUGACCCUCAGAAGGAGGAGGAGCUCCGGGUCUGGAUCGAGGAAGUGACUGGGAGGUCCAUCGGGGAGGAUUUCCAGAAGGGUCUGAAGAAUGGCAUCAUUCUCUGCGAGCUGAUCAACAAACUGCAACCCGGCUCUGUGAGGAAGAUAAAUCAAUCUUCUCUGAACUGGCAUCAGCUGGAGAACCUGUCCAACUUCAUCAAGGCCAUCACAGUGUACGGACUGAAGCCUCACGAUAUCUUCGAAGCCAAUGAUCUGUUUGAGAACGGCAACAUGACCCAGGUCCAGACCACUCUUCUGGCGCUCGCUGGCAUGGCGAAGACGAAGGGCUUGCAGUCUUGUGUGGACAUCGGGGUGAAGUACGCGGACAAGCAGGAGCGGGCCUUUGACGAGGAGAAGAUGAAGGCUGGACAGUGCGUCAUUGGGCUGCAGAUGGGCACCAAUAAGUGUGCCAGCCAGGCGGGCAUGAAUGCCUACGGAACCAGGAGGCACCUGUAUGACCCCAAGGCUCACAUCCCACCCCCCAUGGACCACUCCACUAUCAGCCUGCAGAUGGGCACAAACAAGGGGGCCAGCCAGGCUGGUAUGACAGCCCCUGGCACCCGGCGCGCCAUCUACGACCAGAAGCUGGGGACGGACAAGUGUGACAACAGCACCAUGUCUCUGCAGAUGGGCUACAACCAGGGCGCCAGCCAGAGUGGGCAGAACUUCGGGCUGGGCCGGCAGAUCUACGAUGCCAAGUACUGCCCCAAGAGCGAGGGGGGAGAGAACGGGGCAGAGAGUGGGUUUGGCCAGGAGUACCAGGAUGAGGGCUACCAAGAAGACAGGCAGGACUACUAGAAGCCGAGGAGAGCAGGAGUAUGGGCAGGGAGGGAGUGAUGUGCCGGAAUAUGUCAGGAGAGCUUUUUAUUUUUUAUUUUUUAAUUCCCCUAUCUGGAUAGUGUGCUUCAAAACAAAGCCUUGAUGAAGUGGAUUUUUUGUUUGUUUCUGAUUAGAAAAGAAUGUCAUAGGACUGCCCCCCGCCCCAGGAAUCUCAGCUGAAGUCCUUACUCAGAAGGCUAUCAGCAGUGCCUUCUACAAUUGCUGCUCCCUGCCAGAUGAACUGUGGUUCCCAUUAUUGCUUUGGCUGCAGGUUGACUUCUCCUUCUGCAUGCAAAAAAACCUUAAGAAAUGUUGAAUUGGUAGAUCAAGUGAUGUCGGCUACAGCAUAAAUCCAUUUGGACAAUUUGUCGGCAACACAAACCUUCUCCCACAGUUGACGUUGUAUUGCUGUUAUCCGUAAACUUGGAAGAUGUGGAGUUGUUUUUCUGUCCUAUUCCCAUGACCCUCAGCUUUCCUAUAAUUCCCUAAGGAUUGCAACCUUAACCCUGACGCCCACCCCUCUUUCCCGGUCACCCACUCGCCAAGCAACAUGAAACAACUGGACCCAGAGAGGACAGUCAGCGCGUUAAUUCAUUCCAGAUGUUUAUCAGGAUAACGGGGGACCCAAAGAAGAAUAUUCUUUUCCAGAAAUUAACCCCCCCCCCCCACUCGAUUUACAAUUAUAUUCUUAUCUGUCCUGAAUUUGUCCUUUUUUUUUUAAUUAGGCUCAUCAUUUUGUUUCCUCCUGAAAUGAUGUUUACAGUCUUACUGUAGAGGUUUUUAGAACUAAUGGAACUCUUACCCCUGUAUUUACUCUUUACCUCUUCUCAGACCACUGCUGCAGCUUCUGUUACAAUGGAAGUUACCUUGAUUUGAUUUUUAAUUUUUCUUCAAUAUUUUGUGUUAUUUGCUGCUGUUUUUACAAGGGAUAUCUUAUUUUAUUUUUUUAUCCUGAGCUCAAUUUUAAAUGACUCCCCAAGAUUGGCUUUUUAAGCUUGUUUUAGGUCUGUAGAAUCCCUACUAGACUCCUAGGGGGUGAGGCCUAUUUUUCCUUCCAAUUCCAGUCCUUCUCUCAUUCCUGACUUGAAAUGAAAGCAUUCAUUUCCGCUGUGGUUCAGUCACUGCAUCAAGAGUGUAAAUGAUUCUUGAAAAAGCUUAAUUUGUGGUGGAAAUAAUCUUAGAUCGUUGUGGAUUUUCCUAAAGCAGUCCAGUUUUUAACAUUGAAGGAAACAUGAGAGAGAAUGCAUUCUGUUGGGGAUUAAGAGAUUGGCCUGUUAGGAGUCUGAUUUAUUGGUUUGAAGGUGAGGAGCUGUUAGUAAUGAAGGUUAUAUUAACAUUCCUGUGAAUAACAUUAUGGCUGUAGUUGGAAUUAAAUCAGCUGUCUUACUUUGUUCUGUUUGACUUUGAUCACAAAAUAAAUUUUUGGACCUUAACCAGGAGCCAGUUUGAUUAUAAUUAGGGAAGUGUGCUGACCAGUCUGGGCGUGGAACCGGCGGAGUUUUGCAGUCUAAAGGAAGCGAAGUUAGAUUUUUCUGCCCGAGUUCAGCUAUUCUCAAACUGGCUGUUCUGUAUUAAAAAUAAAAACCCAGAUUAAGUGUCCAGAUUUGAUACAUUUCCCCUGUCUUCUCAGCAGUGUUACUUACCCUUCUCGAGCAGGGUUUACCAAAUUUUUUUAGCUUUUUUUUUUUUAAAGCUUAGCCGGUAUCGCUGCCUGGGCUUUUGGGCUCUGCGUGCUUUCUAGUCUCGCCAAUCCAAGGAAAACAUUCCAAGGUACAACUCUGAACAUUCCAAAUUCUGAACUGGAAUCGGCUGGAUUAUUUUCUUACGCCUGUCUGCCUCCCAUGUUGUUUAAGGGCUAAAACUCAAAACAGAUGGAAGAUGGGGUAAGCAGACACGAGCAUAAUGUGAACACUUUUUUGAUCCUUUUUAAACUUUUUUUUUUUUUCCCUGAAGCUUGUGGUUUGUCUUCUUUUGCUGCUGGUCACUGCCAGCAUCCGAUGGGGAAGAGGAGACGUUACCAGAUGUCCUUCUCUUGCGUUUCUUUUGACCUUGUGCUUCCGGUGAAGUUUUGGUUUUUAAAUGUUUGCAGUAGGGACCCACUUGGACAAGGGAGUGGGGAGUGCAGGAAGCCAAUUGUAAUAAAGAUUUUGUAUAUAUGA